CCGCUCCAUCUCAGUUCUCUGCCUUUCUGUUUCCCUUUGCCUUCCUCAUCCCAACUCUCUCUCUCUCUUUUUCACAUUUCUUCUGCAAUGUCCACUUCACGAAGAAAACUUGUCCUCAACACAGUCUCCGUCAGCCUCGGCUGCAGCAGCUGUAAAAAGCCAAAACUCUCCUUCCUUUUCCACCCAAAACCCAAACCCAAACACCGUCCCUCUUACUCAAACCACUCCCUCUACUCCUCUUCAACCGACUAUGACACCACCAGCGCCACCACAUUCUCCCCCAACACGUGGGAAAGCGAAGGAACCGCCACUUACAAGAACAACCGGGCCGGUUCGAGAACCGUUCGAGGAUUCGGCCGUGUGGGAGGUCAAAGCCUGGCUGUAGAGAAAGAAUCCGAUGAUCCGUAUUUGGAUUUUCGACAUUCGAUGUUGCAGAUGAUUCUGGAGAAGGAGAUAUACUCAAAGGACGAUCUUAAAGAGCUGCUGAACUGUUUUUUGCAGCUGAAUUCUCCGUAUCAUCAUGAGAUUAUCGUUAGGGCGUUUACUGAGAUCUGGAAUGGAGUACUUUCUGGCAAGAGCGGUUCAUCGAAGCUGCAUUUUGGAUGCAAGUCACGUGAGUUUUAGGGGUGUACACGUGUCUCCAUGUCUGACUAAUAAAAUCUUGAGUCCCCAAUGUGGGGCCUCUUUAUGAUUCUCUCUCAGCUGUCUGCAAAAAGUUUUUGAUGGAAAUGUAAUGGAAAAAACCCAUAGAAGUCUCAGUUGUUUAUAGUUUUCUUUAA
Mangifera indica (mango) is the source of this 779-nucleotide messenger RNA. Its product is annotated as transcription repressor OFP6-like. Lineage: Eukaryota; Viridiplantae; Streptophyta; Magnoliopsida; Sapindales; Anacardiaceae. Gene Ontology annotation, biological process: negative regulation of DNA-templated transcription. The coding region runs from base 88 to 624 and encodes 178 amino acids. The transcript has a single exon. The record is from RefSeq and is a predicted model, not a curated record.